Molecule: messenger RNA, 9197 nt
Organism: Nymphaea colorata (pocket water lily)
Lineage: Eukaryota; Viridiplantae; Streptophyta; Magnoliopsida; Nymphaeales; Nymphaeaceae
Product: trans-Golgi network-localized SYP41-interacting protein 1
Exons: 10
Coding region: 267-8855 (2862 amino acids)
Source: RefSeq, a predicted model, not a curated record
UUAAAAUUCAACGUCGCUCGCGGGUUCGGUAGGUCGGUGUUUUCGGGCGUUGUCGUGGAGCGACAGAUCUUGGCGUCAGAUCUACGAAUUGACGCCGCAGUGAACCCAACUGACACCCCGCGCCUAAUUUUCUUCUCAAAUCAUUCCGUUUCCCUUUUCUUUGAUCCUCUCUCUCGUUCUCCCUUUGAUCGGUCUGCGAGAGACGAAGCCGUUCAUGUGAACCUCGGUCGAGGUCGUGGGGAAAAUCCGGAGGCGGCGUGGAUCUGAUGGAUAAGAAUCGGAAGAAGAGUGAUCUACUUGCCGCAGGCCGGAAGAAGCUUGAACAGUUCAGGCAAAAGAGGGAGAACAAAGGUGUUGGUCAUGGAAAACUUUUAGAUAAAGGAGCAGCUCUGGAGACUGGAUCUCCCAGUCAACUUCCUCACGCAGAAGUGACUUUGGCAAGUUCCACCGAUGAAAAAUUGGUGAAGCUUGAUGCUGAAAGGUCACUUUCGGAAGUAGAAACAAGCCCCUUACCCCUAAAUGCUGAACAUAUAUUAGAACCAGUGCAAGGUGACGAACCAUUGAACCAGGAUGAAGAAGUAGUGCAUCCUGAAAGGGAAACAGCGGUGAGGGCUGCACCCCUUUCUCAAGAUACUGAUGCAGAGGUGGCCCCUGCAGCUUCAGGGGCUUCAGACGUCCAAAAUGCGAUUGACCCUGUACAGGAUACUAGACCAAUACAACUGGGCAGAAAAGAAAUGGUGCAUCCAGAAGAUGGAACAGAUUCAUCAGGUAUCCGUCAGGAGCAGGAUGUCACAAGCGAUUAUCCUAAGGAGAUUCAUGAUAGGGUUCUGACAGUGGUCAGUUUUUCCGGGACACUGCUAGAAGCAGAAGCAAGUGAAGAAGGCUGCCGGCAGGAUUCCAUGGCUGAUGAAGUUAGACUGGGAACAAUUAGUUCUGAGAAUGAAACACAUUCACCAGGUCUUGAACAUGAACAACCCAUGGAUGAUCGACAUCUGGAGGUUUCUGAAGGUGAUUCAGUAUUGGGUUGCAGUCAGAUACUUGUGGCCGCAGGUGCAAGGGUCGGAAAUUUGGAAGGAUUGCAUCGUGAAGGAGAAAUUAAUCCAUCUGGUUUACAGGAUGACGGUGGUUCAACUUGUGCUGUCGAAUCCAUGUACUCUAAUCUUGAUGAUCAGGAAGUUCAAAUUUCUGGUUUGGACCAAAACACUUGUGCACAUGUGGACGGAGAGGAGUUUCGAGGACAUGGUGGUCCUCCAGAAGGGGAUGAUAGGACCAAUAAUGAGCUAUCCAAAGAUGUGGACCAUGUGAUGCUUGCAGAUGCCACAACAUUGCAGUUGGUUCAGGAGGAAAAGCAAGAACCUUUGGAUGAAGCUGUUUGUGGGGUAGCUGCAGUUUUGUCAACAAAAAUAGAGGGGGCAGCUGUACAGUUUCCCAUAGAAGCUGCGAAUUUGCAGAUUGAAAAGAAUAAACAUGGCAAACAUUGGACAGAAGAUGUUCUGCAGGAUAGUACAAUGUUACCUAUAGAUGCAGAGGUAAAAACUGAUCAUCUAAAUGAAGUGGAUUUCAACAGGAAUGCUGCUGGUUUUGUAUCCUCCUCUCAGUUUUGGGGUGAAAAUUCUGCUGAUAAAAGUAUGUUGCAGGAGGAAGAUCUUCAGGAAAAUCAAGAUGCAGGAGCUAGAUGUUUGGCAUCAGAAACUGAGUUAUCUGAAACUGCUAAAGAUUCCUUGUUGGUGUCUUCAGACCUACAAGGUUCUUCUGUGCUUGCGACAGAUGGUGGAAUGGUCUCUCCAGUGAUACAAUGUGAGGAUGGAGCAUAUGAAUCAUCAUACAUUCAUUAUGCAGCUGGACCAGAAAGAAGCUGCAGUUCUGAUGGUGCGUUAUUGAAGAUUGUUGAAGAGCUUUACAUUAGGAGCAUCAUAGGGGAUGUUCUCCAGGUGCAACUUCAGGAACAAAGCCUGAUACAGUUGAAGUCUGAUGAACAGGAUGAGCAGCUUCUGAACGAGGUAUCAAAGCUCAGGUCGUUACUGAAUGUAGCUCAUGGAAGCAGUGCAAGUAUCACAGAAGAAUUUGCUCAGUGCCGUUCAGAGCUCAUGGCCAUGACAGUUGGCAAGGAGGGGCUUGAAACUCAGUUGUUUUCUGCAAGGAAUAAGAUUUUAGAGCUUGAGAAUAGGAUAAUAGACCUGCAGAAGAAAUUGGAACUGUCUGAAGAAGAGAUAAGCCAGGAACUUAGAGAUUUGCGUGAUGGAAACAAAGAGCUUAAUACUCAAUUAUGCUCCACAAUGGAGAAAAUUGAGGAACUUACGCUUCAGAACUGUGAUCUUCAGAAUAAAUUGGUGAAAUCAGAUGCUCAAUUAUGUCAAUUAACAGAGGACUUAGCAAGUAGCAAGGAAUUAAUAUCAGUAUUGGAAACAACAAAUGGAACUUUAACGAGGGAUCUUCUUGCUGCCAGGGAUCAGUUGGGGGUGAAUAAGCUUGAACUUACUUUGAGAAAGAAGAGAGAAGAUGAUCUUGUGAGUGAAAACUCAAAAAUUACGGCUGAGUUGCUUGAGGUGGUGAGGAGACAAACUUCUCUUGAGGAUGACCUAAGAGAAGCAAUGUCUUACAUUGAAGAACUUUUAGAAGAAAACUUUUGUCUUUCUUGCAGCCUCGAUGUACAUAGAGAUAAAGCAGCUGAAGACCUACAUUUAAGCUCUACUUGUGAAGGAUCUGGCAUGACUAUGAUCCAAAAAUCUUCUGUUCUAUGUGAUGAUAAAGCAAAGCCUGAUCAUGUUGAAAAGGAACAUGGGGCUGAGUAUGAUGGUUUUGGAUCUUUGAAAGAGUAUCUUGAGGAUGCGCUGAUGACAAUUAAGAGGCUUGAGAAGUCCAUUCAGAACAUAGGGUCUGAUAAUGCAUCUUUUGUCAGGUUUUCAAGUAAAAGUGCUUCUGGAAUUUCAAAGAUAAUUCAAGCUUUUGAGGCAAAAUCUCUUAGUGAAGAAACUUUUGUUGAAGAGGUAAGCUCUAUAGUGAAACCUACCAUUGGGGACCAGAGUAAAAUUGACAAGAAGGCUGAUGUUAAUCAACCGCAGGAUGCUAGUUCCUCUACCUGUCUUAGGCUAGCCAAGGAAGAGCUUCAUCGACUGCAAUGUGUCCUCAAACAAGUAGGCUUGGAUCUGGUGAAGGCUUCUCAUCUUUUCAUGGAAGAGCAGAGAUGUAAAGAAGCUGCACUUGGGGCUCUGAGGAAUCUCCAAGCAGAACAUGUUGCAAAAAAACAAGAAAAUUCGGAUCUUGAAGCACAGGUGAAUGUGUUGUUGAGGUCUAAUGAGAAAAACAUGAAAAAGUUACUUGACUAUGACUCUUUAACUUAUGAUCUUCAUGUUCGUUUGGAUGAGUUACAUCACAGUUUCUGCCAUACGGCUGACAUGAUGGUUACUCAAGUCGAAUGCCUGCAGAAAGAAGUAGAUGAGAAGAUGUCUAUUCUUGAGUUGGAGAGUAGCUUUAUCUAUGCAGAAAUCUUCAGUGCAGUAGAAAAGCUCAGGGAAUGUACAAAUCCUGUCUCCUUCAUAUCCAAUGAACCCAGUGAUCUUGCUGUCAGCAUGCGCCUUUCUACUGCUGUUUCUGCUGCUGUAGAAACAAUAAUGGACUUGCACAGACAGCUUCUCGCUUCAUAUAUUGAAGGAGUGGUGUGUCGUCUCUCAUUGGAAGAACUCAAAAACAAACAUGUGCUUUUGCAUGAAAGGAACCAAUCAGCUGUCUUGCUGCUUGAUAGGACCUAUUCUAAUGUGAUGAAGGUGAUUAAUGAUUUCUGUGGGCUUGAGCAGUCUGUUGAAGAGAAUCUAAACUUUGAGAAACUGCAAAUUGUUCUACCAAAGUCAUGUGAAAUCCUCACAGUGCAGUUGCAUAAUUUUCUCAAUGAACGGUCUGUCCUUCAUUCUACAAAAGUUGAACUUGAGUCAAAAUUGUUCUGUAAAGCUCAGGAGAUUGAAGAAUUGAAAAAAGUUUGUUCCGGUAAAGAUGAACCUCACAGUUGUAACAACUCUGAUGAUGCUUCUGAUCCUGUAAAAGUUACACCUUUGGAUGUUUCUCAUCCUCAAUUGUUAUCUGAGAAGUAUGCAAGUGAAGGGACUGCAGAGCUUGGAUCACAGCUUGAUGAGGAGACACACAGAUUAGUCAGACAAUUGAUCGAAGCUGUUGAAAAGGAAGUUUUGCCUGAACAGGUGGUAGUUGAUAUGCGCAAACAUCCAUUAGAGUACCUUGACACUUUGAUUUUCUCUCUUCUUGAAAAAUAUAAAAAAAUUACUGAGCAGUUGAAUUUGUUAAAAAAAUGCAUUGGGGACUUUAGUACAAGGCCUGAACUUCUUGAUGAGUGCAACAUGGUGCCUUUACAUGUGAUGUUGAAGGAAGAAUUUGAGUCAAAGUUGGUUAGUCUACGCGAGCUGCAGGAGACAAUCCAUCAGUUAAACUCCAUAAAAGCUCAACUGGAAGUUGAAACACAGAACCUUAAAGAAGGCUUGGCUAAGGUGGGGGCAGAUCUUGAUUCUACUUGUUCAGAAUUAAGAAACAAAGAUCUUGAACUUGUGCAAUCGGAACAAAGAGUGACUUCGGUGAAGGAAAAGCUUAGUAUAGCAGUUGCCAAAGGAAAAGGUUUGAUUGUGCAACGUGAUGCACUGAAACAGUCAUUGGCAGAGAAGACAAGUGACCUGGAAAAGUGCUGGAAGGAACUGCAGUCCAAGAGUACAUCACUUCAUGAAGCUGAGGCAAAACUUAAAGUAUACUCAGAGGCAGGUGAACGGAUUGAAGCCCUUGAAUCAGAGCUAUCAUAUAUUAGGAAUUCUGCCACUACACUGAGAGAGUCAUUUCUCCAGAAAGAUUCCGUUCUUCAAAGGAUUGAGGAGAUUCUGGAUGAAUUAGAGUUACCAGACCAAUUUAAUUUUGGAGAUGUAACUGAAAAAAUUGAAUGGCUGGUUAGAUCCAUAUCUGGAAACCCUGUUUUGACAGAUUGGGAUCAAAAAAGCUCUGUGGGUGAGGCUGGUUUUGUGGCUUCUGAUCCCUGGAAGGAAGAUUCCCAGUCAAGCUUGAAUCCUGCAAUUGAUGAUCUGAAGAGAAAAUAUGAGGAGCUACAGAGUAGGUUCUAUGGUCUUGCUGAGCAAAAUGACAUGUUAGAGCAGUCCUUAAUGGAAAGGAACAGUCUUGUACAGAGAUGGGAAGAGGUUAUGGACAAGAUAGAUAUUCCACCGAAUCUGCAGUCGGUUGAGCUGGAAGAGAGGAUUGAUUGGUUAAGAAAAACACUCUGGGAAGCUCAACAUGAUAGGGAUGCAUUCAGAGAGAAGAUUGAGAGCCUUGUAGAGUCAUCUAGUGCAAUCAUGGUUGAUUUGGAAGAGUCAAGAAAUAAGAUAUCCAACCUUGAGGCUGCACUUGGAACUGUCACACAUGAGAAGGAGCUUCUUGCAGGUCGCCUUGAGAAGCUUGCUCAAGAGCAUGAGCAACUCUUGGAGAAAGUGCUUAGAGAUGAACUAGAGAAAGAGAAUUUUCACAAAGAGGUUUUCUCCUUGCAGGAAAAGAUUCAUGAGCAGAAAGCUACAAACAACGAGUACUGUUCUUCUAUGGAAAAGGAAAUUGAACUACUGCAAGAAAAGAUAGAGGAGCAGAAUUGUGCUCAUGAAAAGUAUUCCGCUGCUUUGGAAGAUGAGAUAAAAAAGUUGCAAGCCUUGAUUGAUAAUGUACUGCUCAAUCAUGACAUAAAAGGAAAUUUCUCUGAUGGUAGUUACAUUGACAGUUUAAGGGAACAUAUCAAAAUGCUUCUAGAUAGUUACAGAACUAUCUCGCUGGAGAACUCUGUUCUGAGAGACAAAGAAAAGCAGGAAGAGACAGAACAAGCUAACAUAGAAAUGAUUGAGGAUAAAGCAACAGCUGAUAUGACGGUAAUGAUGGAAACAGACAGUGGGGCUUCAAAGAGAGAGCUUGAUGAGGCUUUGUCUGCUUUAUCCCUUGUCAAGGAAGAACGUGAUCAAAUCUGUGAACAAUAUGAGUCAUUGGUCAUUGAGGUUCAAGAACUUGGGAGGCAGAAAAAAUUAUUGGAAGAACAACUAAGUCAAGAGGAACAAAAAUGUACUUCAACAAGAGAGAAGCUUGGUGUUGCAGUAAGAAAAGGGAAAGCAUUGGUUCAACAGCGGGACCAGCUGAAACAGACUCUUGAAGAGACGAACUCUGAGAUGGAAAGGUUAAAGAUUGAGGUCCAGAAGUGCAAUGAUGCUCUUGUCGAAUGUGAGCAGAAAAUCCAACAGUUACUAGGCUACCAAGGGAAGUGUGAAGCACUUGAAUCUGAAAAUGUUGUACUAAGAAACAAACUGGAAGAAACUGAAGAUACCUUAGAUAGCAAUAUCUGUGCCUUGAAUGAAUUUUUGACUGCUCUGAAUGCUGUUAGCAUAAUCAGUAAGGUUACCAGCACCAAACCUUUACAGAAGCUGGAGCAGCUGGUAAAGGUUGUCCAUGAUCUUGAGGCCCAGUGUUCUUCUUGUGAACAAGAUGCAAAAAGAUCGAAACAUGCAGCAGAGUUACUUGUAGCCGAGCUAAAUGAUGUCCAAGAAAGAUAUGAGAAUCUUCAAGAGGAACUAAUAGAGAAGGAAAGCAUAAUUGGGGCCAUAUCUGCACAGAGGGAUGCUGCAGAAGCUGCAAAAUCUGAGGCUCUUUUGCAUCUUGAGCAAACAAGUAAGAGCGUUAUUGAAGAUAGAAAGAAUCAACAUCAGAAGGAAUUAAAGCUGAAUAUUGGAUUGGAACAACUAAAUGAGGCAUGCUAUGCUUUACAUGGUCUCCUCACUGAUGGUUUCUCCAGGGAGUUAGAGAUGUUUGGUAGUGUGGAGGCCAGUUUGGUUGCUUUCCUGAAGAAGAUGGUUCCUAUUGAAAUCAUUGAGUUUCCUGUGGAAGAAGCUCGUAGGAUGGUCCCAACAAGUGAUGAACUACAUGAGGAAAUGGGUCCUUUAUAUAUGAAGUUGAAGGAGCAUCAGUUGGAUGAAUGUGAUAAAGAUCAUGAUAUUCAUGAUUUUGAGUCCGUUAGUCAUGGCCUGCAUGCAUGCAUAAAAAUGAUCAGUUGGGUUCAAAACAGAUGGCUGAAGCAGAUCUCCAAUUUGAGUGAAAGUUCUGAAAGGCUGAUCAAAAUCAUUGAGAAUGGUGAAAAAAGAAUCACAAGUUCAACAGAAUCUUUAGCUUCUUUGAAGAGAUAUGUAUCUGACCUUGAGGGAAGGAAAAAAGAGGAGGAUGCUGAACUGGAUUCUUUGCGUAAGCUUAUUAUGAUACUUUAUGAAGCUUGCAGUAGUUCAGUUUUCGAAAUUAAAAAUCAUUUAUUGGCAUCUGGACGUCCUUUGGCUUCUGGGGUGCAGCCUUCGUCUACUUCUGGAAUACAUGCACAUAAAGAAGAAACAAUCCAACUAGCCACUGCUUACACUGAUAAAGGAGGAACUGUAGAUCAAGAUAAGUUUAUUUUGAGUGAGGAGGUUGUCAUUUCAAUGGCUGAUGAUUUACUUUCAACUAUUAAGGAUUCAACCAAGAAGUGGUUUGAGAUGAUAGAGGAAGGUCAAAAGGAAUUGAAGGCAACAAUUUCCUGCUUACGGGAAGAAAUACAAGAAAAAGAAAUCCAGAAAAAGAGGAUUUGUGAAGAGUUAGUUUCUCAGAUUAAGGAAGCUGAGGCAACAGCUAACAAGUACUUGGUGGAUCUUCAUUGUGCCAAAGCAAAUGAGAGUGAUUUGGAGGAAAAGGUGAAAUUGCUGGAGCAUGCUCAUGAAAUGUUGCAGUUGCGGGUGAAUGAUCUUACAAGUUGGGAGACUUCCUCAAAAGAGCUAGAGAAGAAAGUUGAAUCCAUCAAUAAUCUGUUGGGCAAAAAAGAUCAAGAAAUUGACGGCCUCAUCCAAGCAUUGGAUGAAGAAGAGGUUCAGAUGGAAGACAUGGCAAAAAAGGUGGAGGAUUUAGAGAAAAUUGUACAAGAAAAGAAUUAUGCCAUAGAAAGUCUUGAAGCUUCUCGUGCGAAGGCAGUUGCCAAACUUUCCUCGACAUUAAGAAAGUUUGAUGAGUUGCAUCAUUUUUCAGAAAACCUUCUUUCAGAAAUUGAAAAUUUUCAAGUGCAAUUACAAGGUCGUGAUGAAGAGAUCUCUUUUUUACGACAAGAAGUAACACAAUAUACAAAUGAUUUACUCACAGUACAAGAGAACAACAAAAGGAGUUUGACAAUGAUGCAUGAGAUCUCCAUGUGGCUGGAUGGGGUAGUUUCACGUCUGGGGAUGCAGGAGCUAAAUCCUGAUGACGUGAAGAAUGACAGAUUGCACAGUAACAUGGAGAUACUAGAUGCACAUAUUUCCUCCUUGGUCUCAGAAUUAGAUGGCCUAAGGCUUGCUGCUAGAACCAGUGAUUCUCUUUUACUAGGUGAAAGGAAUAAAGUGGAUGAGUUACAAAAGAAAGUGGAGAUGCUUGAGAAUUCCAUAAAAGAAAAGGACUCUCAAUUACAAUUAGUCUCAGGAACAUGGGAAGCUGGUGUCAGUACUUCAGAUGCAUUGGAGGUUGAAUCUGUGGGACAGAGGAACAAGAAAGUGGUUACUUUAGGCCCUACUGUAUCUCAUGCUCGGAACAUAAGGAAGAUUGCCAAUGAUCAUCUCUUAAUUGACAUGGAGGCAGGCAGCAGUUUGGUAGAUGUAGAAGAGGACGAUAAAAGUCAUGGUUUCAAGUCCCUUGCGACAUCAAGCAUUGUACCAAGAAUCACAAGGCCCUUGGUGGACAGGAUUGACGGACUGUGGGUUUCAGGAGAACGGUUGUUGAUGAGGCAGCCGACUUUGAGACUCGGAUUUAUAGUCUAUUGGGUUGUGAUGCAUGUAUUAUUUGCUGCUGCUAUUGUCUAACUACUACUUAUCUUAGUUUGCAGUUGUUUUUGGCUUGCGAUAGUCGACUGCCAGAAAAAAAAGAGGCUGACAAGGUUGUCCUCUUGGAAUCCAUUCAUUAUACUAGAGAAAUUCAUAGACUAGCCUAGCCCAUAGCAGGUAAUUAUUUUGCCACACAGGCAGCUGUGUCUCUCUCUCUCUCUCUCUCUUUUGUUCACUAGAUUUCAGUUUGCCUGGUCGCAUUCAAUAAAGCAUGCUACCACAGAGAAGAAAGGGAUACAUAAUGAAGAAAUGUCUAUAUGAUUUUUCCAUUGUAAAUAUCUGUAUUGAUAUUGAGGUAUAUGGUAAUUCUUUUAUUUACAA